This is a messenger RNA of Effrenium voratum, 555 nucleotides long. Lineage: Eukaryota; Dinophyceae; Suessiales; Symbiodiniaceae. The record is from the annotation of a GenBank genome assembly.
AUGCCCGCGUACUUCCCGCGCUGCUUCGUCGUGGAGGAGCUCGUGCAGCAGCCACACGCCGCGCGCCUCGAGGAGAUGACGCGGUUCCUGGAGAGGCCCGGUCUUUGCGCCCAAAGCGAGCAAACGUUCGGGGUCAUGGCGGCGGCGCUUCUUGCAGUUGCCGGAAGAUCCUUUCAGCGGGAUUACGGGGCGACUUUUACGGACGUCUUUGACAAGAUGCAGGCAGACGGCGGGAAUUUGUCCGCGUGGAACCCGCAGCCCCCAGCGGGCCGCCAGCAGCAGCUGCGGGAGGCUGCGGCGGCCAUGCUGCAGCAAGCGCUGCUUGGGCUGCAGGCUGGGAUGCAGCCGGCGCAGCCGGUGGUCGAAAUCCUUCCGCGGAGAAAGCCCGCCACUUUGAGCGGGCUCACGGGUCAAGUGCGUGAUGUCAUGGGGCGCUGCCCAGCGCUGGCCGACGCUUCGGAGGCGGAGAUGGACUCGCGGCCAGUGGCGCGGCCACUCGCGGCCGCGCUAGCGGAGAAGCCGAGCCGGACACUAAGAAGCCUCGUUGCAAGAUAA